Beta vulgaris subsp. vulgaris (sugar beet) is the source of this 2086-nucleotide messenger RNA. RefSeq lists its product as uncharacterized. Bases 133 to 1959 code for a protein of 608 amino acids. Gene Ontology annotation, biological process: glucan catabolic process. Gene Ontology annotation, molecular function: beta-glucosidase activity. Lineage: Eukaryota; Viridiplantae; Streptophyta; Magnoliopsida; Caryophyllales; Amaranthaceae. The record is from RefSeq and is a predicted model, not a curated record. The transcript has 9 exons.
ACAUAGUCAUUUGUGCAAUUGUGCUUGAAAAUAUCAUCUGGUAAUAACCAACCUCCAUUCUCCACUCUUCUCCCUCGCAAUUCAACCUCUUCUAACUUUCUCUCUCCUAAUUGUUGAAUCGAAUUGGUAGCCAUGGAAGUUAAUUGCAUUUACAGAAACCCUAACGCACCAAUUGAAGAACGAAUUAAAGAUCUCCUUUCUCGAAUGACUCUGCAAGAGAAGCUCGCUCAAAUGACUCAAAUCGAACGACGCGUUGCAUCAUCUUCAGCCAUUAAAGACCUCGGCAUUGGUAGUAUACUGAGUGCGGGAGGAAGUGCUCCUUUCGAUAAGGCGCUUUCGUCUGAUUGGGCUGAUAUGAUUGAUGGAUUUCAGAAAUUGGCUAUGGAUUCGCGGUUAGCGAUUCCAAUUAUUUAUGGAGUUGAUGCUGUUCAUGGUAAUAAUAAUGUAUAUGGUGCUACUAUUUUUCCUCACAAUGUUAACCUUGGUGCCACUAGGGAUGCGGAUUUGGCUCAUAGAAUUGGGGUUGCAACUGCUUUGGAGGUUAGAGCUAGUGGAGCUCAUUACACCUUUGCUCCCUGUGUAGCUGUGUGCAGGGACUCAAGAUGGGGAAGAUGCUAUGAGUGUUAUAGUGAAGACACUGAAAUAGUGAGGAAGAUGACUUCCAUUGUGUCAGGGUUGCAGGGGGAACCACCUACAGGGCACCCAAAUGGUUACCCAUUUUUGGAAGGAAGAAAGAAUGUGAUUGCUUGUGCUAAACACUUUGUUGGUGAUGGAGGAACCCAUAAAGGUAUAAAUGAGGGGAAUACUAUUUCUUCAUAUGAAGAUUUAGAGAGGAUUCAUAUGGCACCUUAUCUGGACUGUAUUUCUCAGGGAGUUUGCACUGUCAUGGCCUCCUAUUCCAGUUGGAAUGGGAGAAAGCUACAUGCUGACCGUUUUCUUCUCACUGAGGUUCUUAAAGAUAAGUUGGGCUUCAAGGGAUUUGUAAUUUCAGAUUGGGAAGGCAUUGAUAGACUUUGUGAACCUCAAGGUGCAGACUAUCGUUUCUGCAUUUCAGCUGCUGUUAAUGCAGGAAUUGACAUGGUAAUGGUCCCUUUCAAUUAUGAAAAGUAUCUGGAGGACUUUACCCAUCUCGUGGAAUCGAAAGAGAUACCAUUGUCUAGGAUUGAUGAUGCUGUUGAGAGGAUUCUUAGGGUGAAGUUUGUUGCAGGACUUUUUGAACACCCUUACGCUGACCGUUCUUUGCUAGAUACAGUUGGUUGCAAGUUGCACCGCGACUUAGCACGUGAAGCAGUUCGGAAAUCUUUGGUUCUCUUGAAAAACGGAAAGGACUCGAGAUCUCCAUUCCUGCCAUUAGACAGGGGCGUCAAAAAAAUCCUUGUUGCUGGAACACAUGCCGACAAUCUUGGAUAUCAAUGUGGUGGGUGGACGGUAACUUGGUACGGACUUAGUGGCAGAGUUACUAUUGGCACUACCAUCUUGGAUGCUAUUAAAGACGCCGUUGGUGAUAAUACUCAAGUGAUUUAUGAGGAGAUGCCAUCAUCUGACAUGUUGGCAAGAGAAGAUUUUGAUUUUGCCAUUGUAGCAGUGGGCGAAGCUCCAUAUGCGGAAUUCACUGGGGACAACUCGAUUCUUAAUAUACCUAUGAAUGGAGCUAAUGUGAUUAGUGCAGUUGCAGAUAAAAUUCCUACACUUGUCAUUCUGGUUUCUGGUAGGCCUUUAGUUUUAGAGCCGUGGCUUUUGGACAAGAUGGAUGCUUUGAUUGCUGCAUUUUUGCCUGGAACUGAAGGAUCGGGAGUAACUGAUGUUCUAUUUGGUGAUUAUGAAUUUGAGGGUCUACUCCCAGUGACGUGGUUUAAAAGUGUUGAUCAACUGCCAAUAAAUGCUGGACACAGCUCGUAUGAUCCUUUGUUCCCGUUGGGUUUUGGAAUGAAAACCAAUGACAAAAAAAGUGUAAUUUGAUGCAUUUGAGUAUCAAGACUUGAUAUCGAUAUUGUAUAUUCGGAUAGACAAGGAUAUUGUAUUAUGAAUUCAAAUGAUCUUUUGUGUUUGGUUCAUAAUCUAUCUAUUCUCCUUGUGGCUUAACCCA